GAGUGUAGCUCAGUCUGAGUUUACCUGCCUCACUGAGUCUAACGUCGUCCUUCAGCACCUGUUUCUUGAAACUAGUUAUGAACCGGUUUAAUAAUGAUGACGUCAGAAACCUCAGAGCGUGUUAAUCAUCAUCGUGAAUCCAGUGAUAUUAACGCUACAGUUUUACCCACAAACUUUUCCUUAGUAUUGAUUCACUUGCAAAAAGAAACGCAAGUGAGUGACGUCAUUCAGGGGUGUCAGGUGACAAAACAGGAAGACAGAGGUAAGAUUUCCUACCGGGACUUCCGCCCGGGAUCCGCUUCGGAUUAGAAACGAGUCUACAGCAUUUGAAAGAAUCAGCGCGAAGGAAGUAUGGAGGAUGAUGAACUUCCGUCAGAGGAUGGGAUGGGUGGGCGUGGCUCUCUACCUGCUGCUCAGUAUCAUGGCGGUGUACUACGUCUUUGAAGUGUACACGCUCAGUUUGGAGCGCGUACACAGAGGCGGGGCCGGCCCAUCAACUCUGCCCCCCGCCGUCACCUGGUCUCACCUGCCGUCACUUCCUGUGUGGAUGUGGGUCUUGGUCUUCCUGCUGCCGUACCUGCAGCUCUUCCUCUUCCUGUUCUCGUGCACGAGAGCCGACCCUCGAGCCGUCGGUUACUGCGUGCUUCCUUUCUGCAUCGCCCUGCUGUGCAGCCGCCGCCACACCACCCAGACACCGACCAGUUAUAAGGUAGGGUCGGUGAUCGACACAUAGAGAGGACCAAUUGCAGAGGCCGCCGCAGCUCUGGACUAUUUGUGUUGAUGUUUGUGGUGUCACUUCCUGCGUGCCUUUAAACAGUAACACUCCUGCCAGAUGUAAACCCUCCGCUCUGUCUUUCGGAAGCUAAGUUCAGGAUUGCCCUCAGUGUGGACUGUCAGGACCAACAUCUCAGCUGAGUUUGACUGUUAGAGAAGCAACUCUGCCCCCACUCUGGACUCUCAGGAUCAAGAGGGCUGUCCUGAGCAUCGACUGACAGGCUUUACAGUCGUCUGUACCUCAGUCUGAAGUUGUUAAUCAAUCUCCUGUUUUCUUUUGUUUAUUGUUACUGUGACACCACAGACAGUCCUAUGCUGUGAUUGACAGUUAUGAAUAUGGUGACAGCAGCAGUUCCAGCAUCCACACGUACUUUGACCAGUUACCUGAAGCAUUGGUCCUGUCGCUGUGUUUACCUACACGCUGAUAUUUAUAACAGAGGUUACCUGACAGCUGCUGGCCAAUCAGAGAGUAGGAUUUUCUGUUGUACCUUUCGGUAAUUAUGUGUUACAUGACACAUGUUGGUUACCAUGACAACUUUAUUACAUCAAUAAAAUGAAAAAACAAUGUCAUGUUCAGAAUUUUAUAAAGUUUUAUUUUGUUUUUAAUCUGAAUGAAACUGAACAGUCCUGAUUCCAUCACUGCAGCUCAGAGUAACAUGAGGAGACUUCACCUGGUUUUACCUGCUUCACCUGUUCAGUCAUUUGUUCCUGAUUCAGUGAGAAACUUCAUAAUAAUUCUUCUUAUUGACAAUAAAUCCUCCGUCUGACUUUA
Molecule: messenger RNA, 1546 nt
Organism: Toxotes jaculatrix (banded archerfish)
Lineage: Eukaryota; Metazoa; Chordata; Actinopteri; Toxotidae
Gene: lyset
Product: transmembrane protein 251
Exons: 2
Coding region: 359-733 (124 amino acids)
Source: RefSeq, a predicted model, not a curated record